Molecule: messenger RNA, 3963 nt
Organism: Moneuplotes crassus
Lineage: Eukaryota; Ciliophora; Spirotrichea; Euplotida; Euplotidae
Source: the annotation of a GenBank genome assembly
CUUCCAAAAAAAUAACAAAUAUGAGUGUUCCAGCUCCCGCUUUGAAGAAUCAGCACCAAGACCAUUCAAACAACAACGAAGAAAUGAAUCAUCACAAUGAAGAAGAAAAGGUUAAUUGAAAAUAAGGGAGAAAAGAAAUUUCAGCAGAACGAAGCUGUUAAUUUUUAUAACCAAUUGAGAAUAAAAUACCUUAACAGAUCAGAUGGAAAUAACUUCUCAGAUUCUAAUUCGUCUUUUGCAUCAGAGUCUGACUCUGAUCCUUUUCAGCUAAUCAAUGAGAAUAAAGAUGAAGAAACGAAUGACAAUAUGUUCUCUCCUAUUUAUAGAUAUGAAUAUGGAGGAGUUUUGAUUUAUGACAUAAACACAACUAUUCCAGGCCAACCAGUUCCACCAUUUGAUUGCGAACAUUUUUCAGAGCAAGAACAAUCUCAAUUUUUCUUUAAGACUGCCAAAUCUUUAUCUUCAAAGCCAAAGUCUUUAAAGAGAUAUAUAAAAUAUGAAGAAAAAGAUCAAAAAUAUAAUAAUAUUUAAAUCAGACCCUGAUAUUCCAUGUAAAGAGCUUCCUCCUCCUGGCAAUAAUAACUGAUUUUCUCGGACCAUUCAUGGGAACCGAUUUAGAAAAUCAAAUAAUGAGAAAUUGACACAGAAUACAUCUCAAUUCAGAGAUAAAUAACAUAGAAGAUAAUCCUUUUAACUCAAGAUCUUCAAAUAUCUUAAGAGAAAAUACUCAUCGUGGGAAGCUAAAGAAGGUGACACUAGAAAAUUCCCAAAUAGCUUAUAAAGGAUCUUACAAAGAUCUCCCAAAUUUAUCUUUCUCAAAUGAUGCUCAGUCUAAGCCUUCUAGCAAGUUAACUUGUAUCUUUAAAAGCAAAAUUAGAGCCUCCAAGGAUAAAGACCUAAAGUCUCAAAUUAAUGAAACCCUACCCGAUAAAAGCUUAUUUAAUAAGCCUCCGAAUGUAAAAGGAAUUAUAAACAAGAAAGUGACUUUUCAAAAGAAUAGGACAUUUGGAAAUGAUAAGAGGAAAAUAAAAUUAGUUAUUCCUCCUGAUGAUCAACUUCCAGUCAGAUUCGAGUCUCGAUUUGAAAAUGGAAAUCUUAAAUAAAGCAGUUAAGAUCUCUGAUACCGAGUAUAACUUGAUUCUAAAUUUCGACUACAAUACUGGCGGUCAUACUCAAUGGUUUUACUUCAAAGCGAUGACAAAACUGAGUGAGGGGACUGAGGUAAAGUUCAACAUCCUGAAUCUCAUGAAACCGGAUUCUCUAUACAACUAUGGCAUGAAACCAUGAGUGAGAUCACGGAAGAGACCUGGACGAGGGUGGCAUCGUGACUGCCAUGAUAUCAAAUACUUCCGCAACAAUAUUUUGCGUAACCGUAAUAAAAUCCCAGGAGAGGGAGUAAAAUCUCGAGGGAGGCUAGCCCAAUACUAUUUCUUCACUUUGAGCUUCACAUACACAUUAAGAGUAGAUAAUGACGAUGUGAGUUUUGCUCAUGCAGUUCCAUAUACCUAUAAUGGAAACUUGCUUCCUUUCCUGCAACAAAUCGGGAAAGAGCCUAAGUUCCACAAUUAUCUAAGAAUUGGAACUCUGUGCAAAACACUGGCGAGGAAUGACUGAAAAAUGAUGAUUAUAACUGAAGACAUCAGUACUUAUCGUGAUUGAACCAAAGAACUAAAAUGGAUGAUGAAGCACCAACAUCUAAGAAAAUAAUACUUUUAACAAAGUAGAGACAGAGGAAAGAUUUCUUGAAUAUCAAAUCAAUAAGAGUGUAGACAAGCCUCACACCAAAAAGCUAAGCAAAUUAGAAAAAGAUUGAAGGAAAGUGUAUAGAAAUCAUAGGCAUAAGAAAGGAAUCGUGAUUUCUUCAAGAGUGCAUCCAGGUGAAGCUCAAUCUUCCUGGGUAGUUCAAGGCUUCAUUGAGUUCUUACUUAGUAACGAUCCUAUUGCUGUAGAGCUUAGAAGGAACUAUAUUUUCAAAAUUAUCCCAAUGCUCAACCCAGAUGGAGUAAUUUAUGGGAAUUAUAGAUGAUCCCUUCUUGGAUUUGAUCUCAACAGAAGAUGGCUAGACCCUAACAAGCAGCUCGACCCUACAAUAUAUUUCGCAAAAAGAAUGAUAAAGGUAUUUCAAGAAGAAAGGGAAGUCCAGUUGUAUUGAGAUUUGCACGGCCAUUCAAGGAAAUAAGAAUGCUUUUAUGUACGGAUGAGAUCAUUCGUAUAAUGAAAGUCGAUAUAAUAACUUUUUGCUGAGAAUAUUUCCUGCAAUAUUCUCACAUAUUAACCCAGUAUUUCAAUUUGAGAAAUGAAACUUUAAAUGUGAGAAAGCCAAAGAAAGAACAGGGAGAAUCGUUUGUUUUAAGGAAUUAGGUAUCAACCAUUCUUUUACUCAAGAAACUACAUUUUAUGGAAGGGAUGGAGACAAGGAUGCAAAUUUAGAGGAGGAUCUGCAUAUGUCUAUUACAGAUUUCAAGAUUCUCGGGGCUGAUCUUGCUAAAACGAUAUCUUUUUAUCUGAAUCCACAAUUUUGUGUAAAUUUGCAAAAUGAAUCAUUGAAGUUAAAAAUUGAUCAUAGAAGGAAUGUAAUAAAUCCAGGAUCUUUGCUAGCUGAUGUAUCGACAAAUGCUGCGAAGCUAGAUAAUCUAGAAUCCAGGCCUCAGACUUCGUAUGAAGUAACAAACAAAGAAACUGUUAUCCCUGAAGGGCAUCACCAGAUAUUUGUAAAGGUCAUGCAAUCUCUCAACAUUUCAUAUGAGAAACCUGAGGAAGACUCAGACAAUGAAACAUUUUCAUCUAGUUCAGAAGAUGAAGAUGCUGAUCUAAUUCAUGAUCAACUCAAAGAUUUGAAUACAGAUGACAAAGAUGAUAAGCCUUAUAGAGAAUUUAGAAUAAGAAAUCGACAAUCUAAAACAACAAUCCUUAAAGCUAAGAUGAAGGCAAGACAAAUUGAAGCAAAGCAAUCAAUAUCACAAAAUAAAAUAGCAAAUACUCACACAGUGUCUAGCGCGAGUAAAGCAAGCCAACGACAGAAAAUUAAAGAGGGAUUUGAUAAAUCAUCUGAAAUAAAAACCCCAAUACUCAGGCACCAAAGUUUGAAAAAACAGACUCCAUAUGGCAUCUCGGUCAUCGACAAUUUCAAUAUUCAACUGUUUGAUAGAAAUUCUAGAGAGAUAAAAAGUCCUUUAGUCACAAUGCAAAAGAGCAUUUCUUCUUGCGAUUGAAAUCAGAAAAACACUACCGAUAUUUCAAUUGAUAAUAGGCAAAGAGCAAAUAAUAUCAACAUUAAAAUAAGUGAUGAUCUAAAUAAUUACAACAUUAAUGUAAAGAACACUGCAUUUCAGGAUGUACAGGAUCGAGAUUCAUAUGUCCAACCUCCUUCAUAUUCCAAGCCAAUCUCUCAAAUGAAAAAUCAUAAUCCUGAGUUUUGAAUCUCUGGUGCUACUAUACACGCUUCUAUUGAUAGGUAUCCCCAAAUAGAAAAACAAACGAGGGAAAUACCAAGGUUUAAAACAAGAAAAUUUAAACAUGGGAAACAGAGGCAUAGAAAAUACAAAAAGCAUAUAAAACUUGACCUAAACUACUCUAACAACUCCAAAGAAUUCCAAGUCCUUAACUCCUCCAACCAAACCUCUACCAACUCCAAACCCUCCUUCGACCUCCUAAAAUCCCUCACCACCUCCCAACCCCCUAUCUCCAAAUAACCCUCCUAAACCCCCCAAAAAUCCCCCAAAACCCCGUUCAAAAAUCCCUCCAGUGGCCACCCACAUCUCCAAAAACCCACCCAGCUGCUACAACCCGUACACCAACACCGACCAAGUAAUUCUGAAACCUAGUGGGGCUAGGAAGGGAACUGGUCUGAAAGCUCCAGCAGAAGGGAGUACUGUAGAGACUUUGUACCAGGAAGUUCAGAAGUUCUUGAUUGAUAGUAAUAAAAAGUAGAAUGUUAAUCUGAAGUAAAAUCCAUUCAAUUUA